Anolis carolinensis (green anole) is the source of this 2080-nucleotide messenger RNA. Its product is annotated as deleted in malignant brain tumors 1 protein. Gene Ontology annotation, cellular component: cell surface. The transcript is spliced from 17 exons. Bases 41 to 1903 code for a protein of 620 amino acids. The record is from RefSeq and is a predicted model, not a curated record. Lineage: Eukaryota; Metazoa; Chordata; Lepidosauria; Squamata; Anolidae.
GGUUAUUUCUUCUGUUCUUCAUCUGGAACCUUAACCCAAGAUGGAUCACAGUGUGAUCUUCCUUUUGAUGCUGCUUUCAGCUACAGGACUAGGAACUGUCGCACAAACAACUCCUACCACAAAGUAUCCAUGUGGCCAGACUUUCUCAGAUGACUCUCAGUCAUUUAGUGGUCCAUAUUAUGAUGGAGGUAGAGAAGUCUUAGAGUGUCUCUGGACUAUUGAAUCGAAAGAUAACCUGCCGAUAAAGACAACCAUUGAUUAUAUAGAAUUAAACUGUGAUCAUGAAUAUAUUAACAUCUACAAUGGAGAGGCACAUCGUUCAAAACUACUCGGGAAAAUAUGCAGUGAUUCCAGUCGGACAUUUGUUUCAUAUACAGGCACUAUGACAGUUUUCUUACACAGAGACUCUGACAUCACAGGUCCAGGAUUUUUUGCUUACUAUGAUAUAGGAGAACUGGAAAGCACACCAGGUCCUACGUUCCCAGCUAUUUCCUUGAGUACAAGCACUUCUGAAAUUCUUACUUCAGUAGGUAAUCCUGAAAUGGCAGCGACUACUGAAAUUGGUGCAAUUCUCACCACUCACCCUCCUGAACCAAUCACUACUCCAGCUCCGGGACAUGUAACAGCUCUCCCAACAGCUCUCCCAACAGUAACCCAAUGUGGUGGCAACAUCUCAUUUCCCUCUGCAUACAUCUCUGGGCCACUUUAUGCUGGAAACAACACCAGUGAACAGUGUGUCUGGGAAAUUACAGUGGACCCCUCACAUUACAUAGAACUCCAGAUUUCUAGUAUUAGUCUGGACUGCAGUAAAGAAUACAUUGCGAUUAUUGAUGGAAACCGCGACUCCCCUUUUGUACUUGGAAAAAUUUGCUCUGACGUCUAUCUCAACUAUACCUAUAUUUCAACUGACAACAUAAUGACCAUUUUGCUGCACAGAGAUUCAGAUGUAUCAGGAAAUGGCUUUCUUGUUUAUUAUUAUUCUGUCCAAGAAAUUUUACCAACUACGAUUCCUCCACCUUUCAGUGAAACUACUGUUUUCCCAGUUCCUGCUACAAGUCCAGGACCAAUUUCUUCAACAUCACUCUCAUGUUUUGGAGAUUACAUGGUUGCGAGCAUCCAGAGAACCUAUCUUCAGUCAAUAGGCUAUGAUGCAAAGGAUGUAUAUCUAAAGUCACCAGACUCUCUCUGUAGACCCCAGAUUACAAAGGACGAUGUUAUCUUCAGGAUACCAUUCAGUGGUUGUGGCACUGUAAAACAGGAGAGGAGUAAUGGAACCAUCACCCACUCCAACAUCAUCAUGACAUCAGCCAGUGGUGAUAUUAUUACAAGAGAGAAGAACUUUCAAUUUCACAUGGUUUGUGAAAUGAAUGAGAACGCCAUUGUAGAAACAAUGUUUAUUAGCCACAAUUCUGUUGACAUUACUGAAAUUCAUCGUGGCAGUUACCAUGUGACAUUUAAUUUCUAUGAAUCACCGUCUUUCUCCAACGAAGUUCAUAGUUCUCCAUACUAUGUUUCGAUUAAUCAAGAGUUAUACUUUCAAGCUACUCUUAGUAGUCCUGAUCCAAACCUGGUACUAUUUGUGGACACAUGUAUAGCAUCCCCUUAUGCUCAUGACUUCAGAACAUUGACCUAUGACUUAAUCAGAAGUGGAUGUGUACGAGAUUCUACCUACACAAAUCUGCCUUCACCAAACAAGAAUGCAGUUCGCUUCAAGUUCAAUGCCUUUAAGUUUCUUAAAGAACACAAUUCAGUUUAUUUGCAAUGCAAGCUGGUAGUAUGCAAGGCAAAUAAUCCCUCUUCCCGAUGCUCCCAAGGAUGUUUAAGCAGAAAAAAGAGGAACAUAGAUGAAAAUCAGGACAAAGUUACUUUUGUUGUGGGACCAUUCAAAUACAGAACUGGCUAAAAGUGUGAAUCCUGGGAAGGAUGAGGCUUUCAGUCCACUUACUGUGACUACUAUACUUUUGGCCCUCGCACUGUCUGGCUUUUUUCUAAGCAGCAAAGUGAGAAGAAAAAAUCAUUGCCAAAUGUAUCAAUGCCAAUACACUGUUUAUGUAAAUAAACUAUAAAAUUUCAUUAAACA